AUGAAUAUUUUAAAUAACAAAUGUUUAAAUAUUCAUGAUUUGCCCAAUGAAAUUUUAUUCAUUAUUGCAAAGGAACUCAAUAUUGGUGACGUAUAUACACUUACUGAUAUUGACGAACGAUUUGUUCAAAUAGUACAUGAUCCACAUUAUAUACGUAAUAUUCAUAAUCUUGAUAUGACUACUAUAACAAUGAAAUCAUUUUUUGAUUAUAAUUUUUCAAUGGAUGAUCGAGUUCUUUCAGAUAUAUGUGGAAAUAUUUUACCUCAAAUUCAUUUAUAUAUAACUAAACUUAUUAUAGAACAAAAUUCAAUAGAACGUAUUCUUACUAUUAAUUAUCCUCAGCUUUAUUCAUUAUCACUUAUUAAUUUUGAAGAAAAAAUACUUUUUCAAUAUUUAAAAGAUCAUUCAAUUCUUCGUGAUCUUCUUAUUAAUCAAAUAACAUAUUUGAAUAUUGAUAUUCAAAAUGGGAUAAUACCUCAAUUAUCUGAAAUUACAUCAAAUAUAUUUGCAUUAAUUUUAUCUUUAACGAAACGAUUAAUUUAUUUGAAUUUUUGUCAUUUAUUUUCUCAUCGUAGAACUUGGAUUUCGAUUUAUUAUUUACCAGAAAUAAGUCAUAUGUUUUCAAAUCUAACUCAAUUGAAAAUUAAUGUUGAAACUUUUUUUGAUUGUCUUUAUCUUCUUGAUGGACGUCUUAAUUCCUUAUCCAAAUUGAUUAUCAAUGUAAGAGAAUUUGAACUUCACCCUAAACCAUCAUAUAUAAACGGAUGGGUAAAUAUUAUUUUAAUAAUUAUGUUCCCAUAA
Messenger RNA from Rotaria sp. Silwood2, 801 nucleotides. Lineage: Eukaryota; Metazoa; Rotifera; Eurotatoria; Philodinida; Philodinidae. The record is from the annotation of a GenBank genome assembly.